Molecule: messenger RNA, 4715 nt
Organism: Zalophus californianus (California sea lion)
Lineage: Eukaryota; Metazoa; Chordata; Mammalia; Carnivora; Otariidae
Gene: SCAF1
Product: SR-related CTD associated factor 1
Exons: 11
Coding region: 454-4473 (1339 amino acids)
Molecular function (GO): RNA polymerase II C-terminal domain binding
Source: RefSeq, a predicted model, not a curated record
GUCUGGGCCGCGGGGCUCGGGCCUAUCGGGGUGGGCGGGGCGGAGUCGGGUCGCUAGUUGUCCCGGGGUCCUCCCCACACGCCGCGGGGCCUUGGAGGACUCAGCGGGGCGGCCUCUGGCCCGGCAGCGGCGGCGGAACCUAGUGCCGAGCGGGGGGCCUUCUCAAGGCCCCGGGACGCGUCUGUGGGUUCCGGGGGGCAUCUACGGGGCGUCCCCGUGAGGACUGGGGACGUCCACCGGGCUGGACCGGGACUGGAGCCUGCUCUCCAUCACUUCGCUGGCCUGGGUCAUUUCUAUAGGCACUGUUGAUCGUCUUUAUGGGCUGACCCGAGGUUAGGGUCUGUUUAUAGGGUUCUGGGGCCAUCUUGAGAUCUUGAGAUAUGUCCCAGGGUGAAGGAGGUCUGCAAGAGCUGAGGAGUAUCUGCAGAGCCAUCUGUAGCACCCGGGGUGACCAUGGAGGAAGAAGAUGAAUCUCGAGGGAAGACAGAGGAGUCGGGCGAGGAUCGGGGGGAUGGUCCGCCGGACAGAGACCCCACGCUUUCUCCUUCUGCCUUUAUCCUGCGGGCCAUUCAGCAGGCUGUGGGAAGUUCCCUGCAGGGGGAUCUGCCAAAUGAUAAAGAUGGCUCCCGGUGUCAUGGCCUUCGAUGGAGGCGCUGCCGGAGCCCACGGUCAGAGCCCCGUUCCCAGGAGUCAGGGGGGGCCGACACAGCUACUGUGUUGGACAUGGCCGCCGACAGCUUCCUCACGGGGCUGGUGAGUGUUCUGGAUCCCCCAGAUACCUGGGUUCCCAGCCACCUGGACCUGCGGCCCGGCGAAAGCGAGGACAUGCUGGAGCUGGUGGCCGAGGUCCGAAUCGGGGACAGGGAUCCGAUUCCUCUGCCCGUGCCUAGCCUGCUGCCCCGUCUCAGGGCCUGGAGGACAGGCAAAACGGUUUCUCCACAGCCCCACUCUUCUCGACCCUCCUGUGCCCGCCACCUCCUCACCUUGGGCACGGGAGACGGGGGCCCCGCCCCGCCCCCUGCCCCCUCCUCUGCGUCCUCCUCACCCUCCCCUUCUCCUUCAUCCUCCUCCCCUUCCCCUCCCCCACCUCCCCCACCCCCAGCACCCCCGGCUCCACCUGCCCCCCGAUUCGACAUCUAUGACCCCUUCCACCCCACCGACGAGGCCUACUCCCCGCCACCUGCUCCGGAGCAGAAGUACGACCCCUUCGAGCCCACUGGCUCGAACCCCAGCUCAUCAGCGGGGACCCCCUCUCCUGAGGAAGAGGAGGAGGAGGAGGAGGAAGAGGAGGAGGAAGAGGAAGAAGAGGAAGAAGAGGAAGAGGAAGGCUUGUCUCAGAGCAUCAGUCGCAUCUCGGAGACCCUGGCGGGCAUCUAUGAUGACAACAGCCUGAGCCAGGACUUCCCAGGUGACGAGAGCCCCCGCCCGGACCCCCAGCCCCCACAGCCAACGCCAGCCCCUGGGACGCCGCCCCAGGUGGACUCCACCCGGGUGGACGGAGCCACCCGCCGGCGUGUCUUCGUGGUGGGGACCGAGGCGGAGGCCUGUCGGGAAGGCAAGGUCUCGGUGGAGGUGGUGACAGCCGGUGGAGCCGCCAUGCCGCCAACCCUGCUGCCGCCGGGCGACUCAGAGAUUGAGGAGGGCGAGAUCGUCCAGCCUGAGGAGGAGCCCAGGGUCGCGGUGUCCCUCUUUCGGGCCGGCGGUGGCGGCGGUGGCGGCGGCGGUGGCGGCGGCGGCGGCGGCGGCCGGGCGGCCCGCCCCCCUCCUGCCGUUGUGGCACCCCCCGCGGCCCAGCCCCCGCCCCCGCCGCCCGCUGCCCGGGCCCCUGAGGGGGACGACUUCUUGUCUCUGCACGCUGAGUCAGACGGCGAGGGCGCCCUGCAGGUGGACCUAGGCGAGCCGGCCCCGGCCCCGCCGGCCGCCGACACGCGCUGGGGCGGCCUGGACCUGCGCCGCAAGAUCCUGACCCAGCGGCGGGAGCGCUACCGCCAGCGCUCGCCCUCCCCGGCCGUCGCCGCCGCCGCCGCCGCCGCCGCCGCCGCCGCAGCCGCCGCUGCCGCCGCCGCCGCCGCCGCCCCCGCGGGGCCCCCCACCCGCAAGAAGUCGAGGCGGGAGCGCAAGCGGAGCGGCGGCGAGGCCAAGGAGGCCGCCUCGUCCUCGUCGGGCGCGCCGUCGGCCCCACCGGCCCCGGCCUCCCCCUGGGACUCCAAGAAGCACCGCUCCCGGGACCGCAAGCCGGGCUCGCACGCCUCGGCGUCCGCCCGCCGCCGCUCGCGGUCCCGCUCGGCCCGCCGCCGCUCUCGCAGCGCCGACCGCCGCCGCGGGGGCAGCCGCAGGUCCCGGUCCCGGGAGAAGCGGCGGCGGCGGCGGCGCUCGGCCUCCCCGCCCCCCGCCACCUCCUCCUCGUCGUCGUCCAGGCGCGAGCGGCACCGCGGCAAGCACCGAGAUGGCGGCGGCAGCAAGAAGAAGAAGAAGCGGUCGCGGUCCCGGGGAGAGAAGCGGUCCGGGGACAGCGAGAAGGCCCCGGUGCCCACCCAGCCGCCCUCCGGCUCCAGCUCCUUGGGUGGAGAGCGCGACAGCCGCCGCCGGGGGGCCGUGCCACCUUCCAUCCAGGACCUCACGGACCACGAUCUCUUCGCCAUCAAGCGGACCAUCACCGUGGGCCGGCCUGACAAGUCCGACCCCCGAGGCCCCUCCCCGGCCCCGGCCUCGUCGCCCAAGCGCGAGGUUCUGUACGACUCCGAGGGACUGAGCGCCGAGGAGCGGGGCGGCAAGAGCAGCGAGAAGGACCGGCGCCGCUCGGGGGCUGCUUCCUCCUCCUCUUCCUCCCGGGAGAAGGGAUCACGGCGGAAGGCGCUGGAUGGGGGGGAUCGGGACCGGGACAGGGACAGGGACAGGGACAGGUCAUCCAAGAAGGCUCGGCCUCCCAAGGAGUCGGCGCCCUCCUCGGGGCCCCCGCCGAAGCCACCGGUCAGCAGUGGCUCGGGCUCCUCCUCCUCCUCGUGCUCGUCUUCCUCCCGGAAGGUGAAGCUGCAGUCCAAGGUGGCGGUGCUGAUCCGCGAAGGCGUUAGCAGUACCACGCCAGCCAAGGAGGCGGCGUCGGCCGGCCUGGGCUCCAUCGGGGUCAAGUUCAGCCGCGACCGGGAGAGCCGCUCCCCCUUCCUCAAGCCCGAUGAGCGGGCCCCUGCAGAAGUGGCCAAAGCAGCUCCGGGCAGCACCAAGCCCAAAAAGACCAAGGUCAAGGCCAAGGCCGGGGCCAAGAAAGCCAAGGGGACCAAGGGAAAGACCAAGCCAUCCAAGACCAGGAAAAAGAUCCGCGGCGGGGGCAGCGGUGGGGGCGGCGGCGGCCCUGUGACGCUGAAGAAGUCCAAGGCGGACAGCUGCAGCCAGGCGGCGGGGGCCAAGGGGGUGGAGGAGACGUCCUGGUCCGGGGAAGAGCGGGCAGCCAAGGCCCCCAGCACCCCGCCCCCUAAGGCAGCCCCUCCGCCCCCCGCGCUCACGCCGGACUCGCAGACCGUGGAUAGCAGCUGCAAGACACCCGAGGUCUCCUUCCUUCCCGAAGAGGCCACCGAGGAGGCUGGGGUCCGAGGCGGGGCAGAGGAGGAGGAGGAGGAGGAGGAAGAGGAGGAGGAGGAGGAGGAGGAGGAGGAGCAGCAGCCCGCCACCACCACAGCCACCAGCACGGCCGCAGCCGCCCCAAGCACUGCCCCUAGCGCGGGGUCCACAGCCGGUGACUCGGGGGCAGAAGACGGGCCGGCCACCCGUGUCUCCCAGCUGCCCACGCUGCCCCCGCCCAUGCCCUGGAACCUGCCUGCCGGUGUGGACUGCACCACCAGCGGCGUCCUGGCCUUGACUGCGCUUCUCUUCAAGAUGGAAGAAGCCAAUCUGGCGAGCCGAGCAAAGGCCCAGGAGCUGAUCCAGGCCACCAACCAGAUCCUCAGCCACCGAAAGCCACCCUCUAGUCUGGGGGUGACACCAACUCCUGUGCCCACGUCUCUGGGUCUGCCCCCUGGCCCCUCCAGCUACCUGCUCCCUGGCAGCCUCCCCCUGGGGGGCUGCGGCUCAACCCCUCCCACCCCCACUGGGCUGGCUGCAGCAUCCGACAAGCGAGAGGGCAGCAGCAGCUCCGAGGGCCGUGGGGACACAGACAAGUAUUUGAAGAAGCUGCACACACAGGAGCGGGCGGUGGAGGAGGUGAAACUGGCCAUCAAGCCGUACUAUCAGAAGAAGGACAUCACCAAGGAGGAGUACAAGGACAUCCUGAGGAAGGCUGUCCACAAGAUCUGCCACAGCAAAAGCGGGGAGAUCAACCCAGUGAAGGUGAGCAACUUGGUGCGGGCCUACGUCCAACGCUACCGCUACUUUCGCAAGCACGGCCGCAAGCCAGGCGACCCCCCAGGGCCCCCACGACCGCCCAAGGAGCCCGGGCCCCCUGACAAGGGUGGCCCAGGCCUGCCCUUGCCCCCUCUCUGAGACCCUCAGCCACCCCUUCCCUUCUUCGCCUCUUUGGAAUUCUGGACGUAUUUAUGGCUCCACCUCCCCACUUCCCUCCCCCCAUCAGUGGGAUGAUUGGGGGAGGGUUGCUGCAGGGAAGAGGAGAGCCCCCUGCCCUGCCGCGCCCUGUGCCCCGUGCCCCCAAGCCUGUCCCCAUUGCCCCUCCCUUCUGUUUGUGCCCCUCCCCCAAUUUCAUUAAAGAUUUCAUGAAAUGUUAGCCC